Molecule: messenger RNA, 1635 nt
Organism: Perognathus longimembris pacificus (Pacific pocket mouse)
Lineage: Eukaryota; Metazoa; Chordata; Mammalia; Rodentia; Heteromyidae
Gene: Borcs5
Product: BLOC-1 related complex subunit 5
Exons: 5
Coding region: 153-728 (191 amino acids)
Biological process (GO): positive regulation of anterograde synaptic vesicle transport; organelle transport along microtubule; lysosome localization
Cellular component (GO): BORC complex; cytoplasmic side of lysosomal membrane; synaptic vesicle membrane
Source: RefSeq, a predicted model, not a curated record
GAAGCAGAGCGCCGGGGCGUCUGACCCGGAGUGGAAGCGGCGGCUCCUGCCGUCGCCCACUCCCCGCCUCCGUUCUCUGGGCUCCAGCGAACCCGGGAGCCGCGGGCCAGGCCCAGCCCAGGCGCGGCCACCCUCCCCGCGCCGCCGGAGCCAUGGGCAGCGAGCAGAGCGCCGAGGCCGAGAGCCGACCCAGCGACCCCAGCUCAGUGACUCCUCCUGCCAAGCACAGAGCCAAGAUGGGCGACAUCGUGGUGGUGGCACAGGGCUCUCAGGCCUCAAGGAACGUCAGCAAUGACCCUGACGUCAUCAAGCUGCAGGAGAUCCCAGCUUUCCAGCCCCUUCUGAAAGGGCUCCUGAGCGGCCAGACCUCGCCCGCCAAUGCCCGGCUGGAGAAGCUCGACCCCCAGCAGGUGCUACAGCUGUGCCUGCGCUACCAGGACCACCUGCACCAGUGCGCCGAGGCCGUGGCCUUUGACCAGAACGCCCUGGUCAAGCGCAUCAAGGAGAUGGACAUGUCGGUGGGCGCCCUGUUCAGCUCCAUGCAGGAGCGGCAGAAGCGCUACGCCAGGUACGCCGAGCAGAUCCAGAAGGUGCACGAGAUGUCGGCCAUCCUGCGGCGCGUGCAGCUGGGCAUCGACCAGACCCUGCCCCUCAUGGAGCGGCUCAACAGCCUGCUGCCCGAGAGCGAGCGGCUGGAGCCCUUCAGCAUGAAGCCCGACCGCCUCUAGGGCGCCCAUCCCGGAACCAGGGGCCCCCCAGGGCUGCUCCCGCCUCUUCCCUUCCUCCACCCAGCCAGGUGGAUGCAAGUGGCCCAGGCCUGCCCGCCCCUCCCCACCUCCCCAUCUGGGCACUGGGGUAGAGGUGCGCGGGGAGCAGUGUGGCCUCCUCAACCCCCCUUCUCUUGUGGGCUGCGCCACACCGAGGCCCCUCAGCUGGGGUUGGGAUGUUGGCAUCAUUAGGAAUUCUUGAAAGCCCCGGGCCAUGUUAUUUUUAAUCUAGCAUUUAAAGAAAAUUGAACCUGCACCCCUGUGGGGAUGGGAAUGAGUGUGCAGAAGGAGAGGGUGUGAGAAACUGUGAGGGGUACCCGUGUGGGGGUGCUCCAGGCUCCCGAGUCGGGCUGGGAAUGGACAGGUCUCGCGUCACUGGGUCUGUACGCUCCCCGCCCGUCGCGUGGAGUCUGUCCUGUGAACACUGGAGCCGUGGGCUCCUUGCGUGGCGCGUCUUUCUUCCCUGGGAAGCCAGGAUGGGGACUUGGGACUCUGGGCACCCCCACCCCCGACUAUUACCAGGCCUCCAGCCGCCCCAGCACCCCACUGCGCAGCCAGUGGCCCUGUCCUGGGACACUGGGAGCACAAGGCCCCUGCGGGGUCCCCCAUGGCCGAGGGGGCUCUAGGAGUGCGGCCUCGGCCCCUCCCCCCACGUUCCUGCAGAACCUCGUCUUGAUGUCCAGGGCAGGCGUCUGGGAGGGACAUGGCACCCCCACCCUGCCCCAGAUCUCACUCAGCCACACCUAGUUUAGCCUUCCUAUGCUUUGCCUGACUCUAAUGUUGGGUUUUUGGUAGAAAUGUGUUUUAUUUUAAAACAGGUCAAUAAAAGGAGCGAUCGCGUACAGAAACGGCUUGCUCCGUGACGUGU